AUGUCGGGCACAGGCAGUACUCCGCCCUACCUUUCGCUCUCCGUAGGCCAAGCUCACAGCUAUCUCAAGGCACCAGACGCGCCUGAGCCAGCAGAUCAUGGGACCCUUGUAGCGCUCCUGAAGCACAGGGCCCGGCAUCAAGCAAAUCACGUCGCAGUGGGCUUUCCUGACUUUUCCAAAGGAAGCUGUCUCGAAUGGACAUACCGGGAUCUUGAUCGGAUAGCCUCAUCGCUUGCGAUGGUAUUGCGUGCAAAGUUGCAGGACCUUCCACAGUCUCGCGAGUCCAACGGUUACGCUCGAGACCAGCCCGUGAUUGCUCUGCUGGGACCAAGCGGGCCGGACUUUCUGGCUCAGGUAGUGGCAUGCUGGUAUCUAGGAGCGGCCAUUCUUCCGAUCGCCACCGGUACUUCUCCAUCCGGCGUCGCAAAUCUGCUCAACUUGACCGCUUGCACGCACAUUCUCGUCCACGAGAGUCAAGAUGCUUUGGUUUCCGAAUGUCGCGCUUCUCUGGACGCACACCGCGAGCUUCGAAGCGUUGCAUGGUGUGCACUGGAUGCGGCGAGACCCUGCGAGAGCAAAGUCGUAGCAGAGUCUGCGCUUCUACGCGACCCCAAGCGCGACGAUCUGCUGGUCAUCUUUCACUCCUCAGGUUCCAGCGGAAAUCCCAAACCAAUACCUCAAUCACAUCGUUUCUGGACGCCCUCCCUUCUGACAGCCGAUGGGCGGUCGAGAGCCGCCUUCACAACGACGCCGCUGUUUCACGGAGGUCUUUCCGACCUUUUCAGGUCUCUGCAAGCUGCGGCACCCCUCUACUUUUUCGGCUGGCAUAUCGGUGAUGCGCCUACUUCUGCAAACAUACUGUCGUCCGUAGCAGCGUGCAGUCAAGAGGUUCACUAUUUCCUAUCCGUGCCAUUCAUCCUCGAGGCGCUUUCGCGGGAGGAGGUUGGCCUCAACAUGCUCCAUCGCAUGGAUUUGGUUAGCACGGGCGGUGCACCUCUGCCAGAGGCGGUGGGUGACCACCUCGUUCAACAUAAAGUUCCGCUCGUGUCGCGACUGGGAAGUUCGGAAUGUGGCUUCCUCAUGUCUUCUUGGCGCGACUUUGAGCAAGACAAGGAGUGGUCUUGGCUCAGGCUGGUGGAUGGAGCUAGCAGAGAGUGGCUGCGCUGGGAGCAGAGACCCGAAGAAGGUGGACUUUACGAACUGGUCGUGACGAGAGAUUGGCCGACGAAGAUGGUUUCGAAUGCCCCGGAUGGAUCCUUCGUCACAGGGGAUCUCUACGAGAGACAUUCGAGUGACGAAACGAAGUGGCGUUAUGCGCGUCGGGCUGACGACAGUCUGGUCCUUAUCAACGGGAAGAAGAUUGCAUCUUCGCCAAUCGAAAAUGCGUUGAAAGCCAUCGAAUCGAUCAAGGACGCGAUAGUCUUUGGAGCGAAUCGACCCAUUCUCGGCGCCUUGAUCGUGCCAGCGGCUUCUACAUCGAGUAGAGAAGCCAGCUCAGAAGCAGACUUCCUUUCCACCUUGGCUCCGGCACUUUCGACCAUCAACAGGAAGCUGCCCAGCCAUGGCAAGUUGACGGCCGAGAUGCUUCGUGUCGUCGACGCUGCUACUUUCGAGCGCUUGCCUAAAUCGUCGAAGGGCACUCUGCAAAGGGGCAUGGCACUGACGCAGCUCGAAGCCGUCAUAGCGGACACUUAUGAUCGCUUUGACAAAGGCGAAGCGCCGCGGAGGGGACCGCGCGUCUCGCUCAGGGGCGAGCAGCUUAGGAAUUGGUUGAGGGAGCUCGUAGCCGAAGUGACGGAUCACGACAUCGCACUCGAAGAUGAUCUCUACAAGUCUGGCAUGGAUUCAAUCAUGAGCGCCAGGAUACGAGCGGCUCUUCUACAGCGCCUUGAUCUUGGCACGCGUCGGCUGCCGGCAAAUGUCGUCUACGAGCAAGCGAACAUCGAGCGUCUCGCCUGCUUUCUCGAGGGUGCAAGCUCAGACGGUCCCGCCAAUGUCCAGGAUCUCGCUUCGGCUUUGGUGCACAAGUACUCGACGUUCCUGCCUCAGCCUCGGACAGCGGCACUGGGCGCAUCCGAUCCGGCAACAAUACUACUCACAGGCGGUACGGGGGCUUUGGGUGCCAGGGUGCUUGAAGAGCUAAUUUUGCAGCCUGCAAAGGAAGUCGAAGCGAUCUACUGCUUGGUGCGAGCACAAGAUGACGAGGGGGCCUCCGCUAGAAUCUCGGAUGCUCUGAAGAGGCGCCAAUGCGAAGUGACCACCAAGCAGGCCCAGAAGCGCCUGAAGUGUCGAGCGCAACUUGAUGAGACCACGAAAGCAGAUCUCAGCACAGCCAGACGGCUUGUCGUCAUCCAUGUGAGUAAUUCUGACCGCCCGCGUCUUUUUUGCCCAACCUCAUGUACUUUGCCUCUGCAGUGCGCCUGGGUGGUGAAUUUCGCCCUCAGCUUAACCUCCUUUGAAAAGGACUGCAUCUCUCGUGAGUCGUCCUCACGCAUGUACUCGAAGCACUUUGAGCGUGUAUCGCAGCUGAUCGCUCGCUCUGCUCCUGCUCGCUUUGUCUUCUCAUCUUCUCUUGCCAGCAUCUUGGCAGGUGCGGCCCCGCAUCGUGAGGAGCCGAGCGAGCACGUAUCAUCAGCGGGCUCGACGGGCUACGCUCAGUCAAAGUGGGUUGCAGAAAAGAUCUGCGAAGCGGCCGGGGAGCGCGUGACCAUCGCUCGUGUAGGGCAACUGUGCAGCGACACCAAGCAUGGAAUAUGGAACGAGAGCGAGGCUUGGCCCUUGCUCGUGCGCACUGCAGACGAGACGGGCGUCUUGCCAGCCACGGGGCCUAAUCUCGACUGGCUACCCGUGGAUGCAGCUGCACGAGCCUUGGUAGACCUAGCCUUAAAACAGGGUGAAGACGAGGCGACCUUGUGCCACGUCUGCACGCCCCAGAGCUCGACGCUUCCGAGCUGGAGCGACUUUAUCGCUUGGCUUGCCGAAGCAGGUCUUCGGUUCGAGGUCAAGUCGAAGGAAGCAUGGCUCGAUGCUGUGCGGAGAGCAGGCACAGGUGUUCGUGGACGAGCGCUGGUUGAGAGCAUCUGGGCCAAUGUGAGCGAGGUUGGCGAGUCAGAAGGGCUUGCCUUUGAUCUGAUCAGCCCUUGUUCCCUCUCAGCUUCCGGCCGCAGGCUCGGACAGCACCGUGGAGACGACGCGAGCAGAAGCGCUCUCGGAUGCAUUGCGAAGGGCGCCAGUUGUCGACAGAGAUCACUGCGCCAGGAUGGUCUCCGCUUGGAAAGACACUGGAUUUCUCAAAUGAAGUUGCAGCCAAUCACAUGCCUUUUUUCGCAGUGA
This is a messenger RNA of Ceraceosorus guamensis, 3333 nucleotides long. Its product is annotated as acetyl-CoA synthetase-like protein. Gene Ontology annotation, molecular function: phosphopantetheine binding. Bases 1 to 3333 code for a protein of 1110 amino acids. The transcript has 12 exons. NCBI's taxonomy places the organism in Eukaryota, Fungi, Basidiomycota, Exobasidiomycetes, Ceraceosorales, Ceraceosoraceae. The record is from RefSeq and is a predicted model, not a curated record.